Molecule: messenger RNA, 1225 nt
Organism: Rotaria sp. Silwood1
Lineage: Eukaryota; Metazoa; Rotifera; Eurotatoria; Philodinida; Philodinidae
Source: the annotation of a GenBank genome assembly
AUGUAUUUUAUUUAGACGAUUCUCUCUUUGGACAUAUUUGUAAAAAAAUAAAUUACAAAUCUCACUCUUAUCAAAAAGAGUAUACCAAGAAUGCUUACGCAAUUAUUUUUGCUUUCUUGAAAAAUCUAAAGCAUUUUACUAGUGUGCUAUCAUCUGUCAACAAUUAUCCACGCUUGUCGUUAUAUUUUUUACCGCCAACAUCUUUUUCUUCUUCAAUACUGACUGAAUUAUGUAUCAACGUAAAUGAUUUUAAUGAUAUUGAUGCUUUACUUGAUGGUCGUCUAAAACAAUUAACUAGAUUCAUCGUUUAAGUUGAAAUAAUUCGAAGUUCAAUAAACAAUAAGAUGUCUACAUUAGUAAACACGAUGUUUAAUUUUUGAUUAUCAGAAAAUAAUCUGAAAAAAAAAAUCGUUUUGGGGUUAUUCGAGAUUAUUUCAUAAUUAAUCGUUAUUCAUUUGAAAAUAAUUAAUGAAUCAUUGUCGUUAUUAAACGACCUGAUACAGCAUAUUUUGUUCUAAAUCUAUCCCAUUAAUUAUGUUGGACUUAUCUAUUCAAACAAAAUAAAAUAUAUAGUUAGUUCCAACAUAAACACUUUAAUCUGAUGAGGUUUUUUAAAGCUUCAUUUUCUUGACUAACGCAAUAUGUUAAGAAAAUGCAUUCCUAUAUAAUAUUUGAUGAUUUUAUCGAAUUGUUUACACGUCUCUAUGCAUCUUAAGUUAACAAAUACAAAGUAGUCAUUAUUACAAGAUAAUAAAAUAUAUUUCAUAGAAUUUUGAAAAUGAAUAAUAUUUAUUGAUAAUGGUUCAUAUGAAUUUAUUUCAUACCUCAACUGAUAAAAAUGAAGUAUAAAUAUUUGCUUUCUAUUUUUUAGGUUAGUCUACCUAAUUUAAAAUAUUUCUCAUUAACAUGUUAUCGUAGCAUCGAAGGAUUUGGCACUUAUCUCGAUAAUAAAAUUCUUAUGCAUAUACCACAAGUUCAUACAUUUACAGUUUAUAUCGCUUCUCCAAAUAUCAAUUCUGAUCCAGCUAUUCGUAUAUCUAAUAAUGAUAUUCAACGAACAUUCACAAAUAAAGAACAUCGACCGAUGGCUUCUAUCGUAGAUUAUUUUGACCCUUACAAAAUAUUAUGUCCCAUUUUUUCACUUCCACUUAAGUUUCAUUGUCACGUUGACAUUGGAAAUAAUAUUCCAAAUAUUGUAUUUAGUUCUGUUACUCAUUUGAAAUAA